Messenger RNA from Nyctereutes procyonoides (raccoon dog), 936 nucleotides. Its product is annotated as olfactory receptor 287-like. Lineage: Eukaryota; Metazoa; Chordata; Mammalia; Carnivora; Canidae. Bases 1 to 936 code for a protein of 311 amino acids. Gene Ontology annotation, cellular component: membrane. The transcript has a single exon. Gene Ontology annotation, biological process: G protein-coupled receptor signaling pathway. The record is from RefSeq and is a predicted model, not a curated record. Gene Ontology annotation, molecular function: olfactory receptor activity; G protein-coupled receptor activity.
AUGGCCUGGGGCCGCAGCCAGAACCAGUCCGCGCAGGCGCCCUUCAUCCUGCUGGGCUUCCCGGGGCCGCUGGGGCUGCACGUGGGGCUCUUUGCCCUCUUCCUGCUCAUGUACGUGCUGGCGGUGGCGGGCAACCUGGCCAUCAUCGGCCUGGUCGGGGCGCACCCGCGCCUCCGGACGCCCAUGUACUUCUUCCUCUGCCACCUGGCCUUCCUGGAGGUCUGGUUCACCACGGCUUGCGUGCCCAAGGCCCUGGCCACGCUCGCCUCCCGGCGCGGAGCCAUCUCCCCGGCCGGCUGCGCGGCGCAGAUGUACUUCGUGUUCUCGCUGGGCUGCACGGAGUACUUCCUGCUGGCCGCGAUGGCCUACGACCGCUACCUGGCCAUCUGCCGGCCGCUGCGCUACGGCAGCAUCAUGACGCCCGGCCUGUGUGCCCGCCUGGCGCUCGGCUGCUGGCUGUGCGGCUUCUCGGCCAUCGCCGUGCCCGCCGCCCUCAUCGCCCGCCUCUCCUUCUGCGGCGCCCGCGUCAUCAACCACUUCUUCUGCGACAUCGCGCCCUGGAUCGCGCUGUCCUGCAGCGACACGCGCGUGGUGGAGCUGGCGUCCUUCGGCAUCGCCUUCUGCGUCAUCCUGGGCUCCUGCUCCGUCACGCUGCUGUCCUACGCCUGCAUCAUCGCCACCGUCGUCAGGAUCCCGGCCGGCGAGGGGCGGCGCAGGGCCUUUUCCACCUGCUCCUCCCACCUCACGGUGGUCCUCGUCUGGUACGGCUCCACCAUCUUCCUGCACGUGAGGACGUCGGCGGAGAGCUCGCUGGACCUCACCAAGGCCGUCACCGUGCUCAACACCGCUGUGACCCCGGUGCUGAACCCCUUCAUUUACACCCUGAGGAACAGGGAGGUCAGGGAGGCCCUGUGGGGCUGGGUGCAGGGCAAGUGA